AUGAAUUUAUGUCUUCUAGCUUGUCUUGCUUUCUCAAUCAAUGACCAAAAAUUAUUCGAACAAUAUAUUGAUCAUGAGGCCAAAAAAGAGAAAUACAAUCAAACUUAUUACGUAAAUGAUUUUGAUCUGAAAAAAUCAAACAAUCUUGUUUUUUUGGUCGGCAAUCAAGAAUCUUUUAAUCAAGAAUUCAUGACUUCUGGAACUGCUUUUAACAUUGCUAAAGACCUUAAAGCUAUCUUGUUCGGGAUUGAACAUCGUUAUUUUGGUGAAUCAAAGCCAACAGAAAGUUUAUCAACUGAAGAACUCCAAUAUCUUACUGUUGAACAAACAAUUGAAGAUGUUCAUGAUUUCAUUGCUCAAAUGAGAAAUCAAUAUUGUAAAGAUUUAAAUAAAUGCCAAUCUCUAACUGUUGGACAAGGAUAUGGUGGCUCAAUUGCUGCUUGGGUAAAGGUAAAGUAUGGAGAGCAACUAAGUAUAAUUUCUUCAUGGGCUUCUGCUUCCCCUUUGUUGGCCAAAAACGAAUUUUCAGAGUUUGAUAGUUACGAAGCUCAGUUCUUUAAAAAUAUAGAUUCCCAAUGUUAUACAAAUGUCAAAAAAGUGAUUGAUGCUGCACACAAUCUUCUGUUCUCAGAUGUUGAGACCCACACCAAAGAAAUGAUGAUGCAAAUUUAUGGAAUUCGUCCUGAGAUGCACUUUACAUUUUAUACAGAUUUCAUGUACAUGCUCUCUGAAGCGAUUUCACAAGGUAUUCGCAAUAGAAAGUUCAAUAGCACUUUUUAUGAUCUUUGUGAUACUCUUAGUAAGGCAGAUUUUUCAGACCGUUAUAAUACAUCAAUCCUUUUGGGUCCAUACACUGAUCAAUUUGUCGGUCAUGCUUCAUUCCUAAAAUUAUGGCCAAUCAUAUCUAAAUCUCAAAUGACUGAGGAUAGAGCCAGAUUUUGGAUGAAAUGUAAUCAAUUAGAUUCUUUCCCUAUAUCAAGUGGUGCUCUUCGUUCUACUUAUGUAAAUUCGACGUUUUGGAAUUAUGUUUGUCAGUCUCUUUUCGAGAAAAACCUUCCAGAUACAACAGAAUUUAAUAAUGAAUAUGGUGGUAAAGACAUCCAAGCUAAAAAUUCAUUCUUUACAUCAGAUGAUUAUGAUGCCUACACUGAACUAUCCUGCAUUAAGGAUGAUUCAUCAAUUGGACGUCGUGGCCUGGUAAUUAUUAAUGCCGGCUAUGGUGAUGAAUUUGCUGACAAGCAAGACAAUGAACCAGAAGGCAUCACCUUUGCAAGACAAGAAGUUAUAAACACUAUCCAUAACUGGUUUAUUCCAACCCCACCCACAACAGCUCCUACUACAGCACCUACAUCAGAACCAACAUCAGAACCAACAACAGCUCCUACUACAAAACCCACAACGGCUCCUACAUCCCAACCAACAACAUCAUUCAGCCCUUCAAUAGCCCCACAACCAACUGAUAAUCAAAAUCAAGGGCUUCCUGUCUAUGGAAAAGCUAUCAUUGGAGCAUUAAGCGGCUUAAUUGUCAUUCUCAUCAUAGUCAUAGUAUUCCUUAUUAUCAAGCGCAGAAAACCAGAACAAGUUCUAGAUUCUACUCCAUUAAACUCGAAUUUGGUCAAUUCAAUGAUCUAA
Trichomonas vaginalis G3 is the source of this 1632-nucleotide messenger RNA. Its product is annotated as serine-type peptidase protein. The transcript has a single exon. Gene Ontology annotation, molecular function: dipeptidyl-peptidase activity; serine-type exopeptidase activity. NCBI's taxonomy places the organism in Eukaryota, Parabasalia, Trichomonadida, Trichomonadidae. Gene Ontology annotation, biological process: proteolysis. Bases 1 to 1632 code for a protein of 543 amino acids. The record is from RefSeq and is a predicted model, not a curated record.